CUGAAGAACAACGCAGUCAUUCAAUCUCCUCAGACUGGGACUUCUUCAACGGUGGGAGUCUCAACACCCGUCGCAGCACCAACUCCUCUUGUCGAUCAACAAACCCCCAACUCAUCCAUAUCACCUUCUAUUCCAGGCAAUACACCAGCAACUACCAACCCUGAUGUCUCCCAUUGGCGACGAACUCGAGUACAUAUUGAAACAAGUGAUGCGGUAGCUGACCUGACGAGUCUGCCACGAGAAUUCCUCUUCAGCCUUGCCGACCAAUUUUUUAAGGAAACCCAGUUUUGGUUCCCUAUUGUCAACCGUCAGCACGUCCAAACCGCCCUCGAAGCACUGCCCAUGCCUCUAACCCACAUCGAUGAUAUCGUCUUGAGAGCCAUGAUCGCCUUGCAGAUAAGUUAUUCCAGCCAGGCUAUCUGUCUAGGAUAUCACGGCAGGAAUCGACUGUCUCAACACCUCAGAUCUCAAGUGUUGAAUGAAGCAUUAUCCAAGGCCACUUUAAGCUCACUUCAAUCACUCCUGAUCAUAGCUAUACUUGACUAUGGUGCUGACAACAUUCCGAGCACGUUCAGCUUGAUGUCUGUCUGCCGGCGCAUGUGCGAGAACAUCGGGCUGUUCCGAAAACUCCUAAGCCAAAUGGAACAUCAGAGUCCAACACAAAUCGGCCCACCUGCCAUGGGGAUCAAUAAUACCGGGGAGGAGCUGGCAAUUCCAAUCACAUGGGCCAUACUCGCCCUAGAUGCAACGUCUACGCUUGGGGUGUCGUGGCGCGAUGUUUCAGCCGCCCUAGUCGACCACUUGUCCAGCGUAGCGUACCUCACCGCGCCAGACCUCAAAGACACGUACCGCACACACGCACACCUGGCAGCGAUUGCGCUGCAGCCGCUGCACACUUUCAUUCACGAGCACGAGCGCUUUCGAUACGAAAAUGCAGACGCCGAGGCCCUCGCAACAUGCGACGAGAUCUACCACAACCUAAUCAAUUAUGUGCGGGCGCAGCCCAAAUCGAGCUAUACGAUGCUAGCGGAUGGACUGAUUGACUUCGACCCUAACCUGUUGCACACGACGGUCCUGUCGCACGCGAGCGUGAUUGUGCUGUACCAACGCCUUCUGCGCUUCGAAAACGGCAGCGUCUCGGCCGCUUUCGGGGAGAUCCCAUUACAGCGGUGCCUGCAAGCAUGCGAGGACCUAGUGCAGGCAUUCCGGGGCAUCAGCGAUGCCGAUGCCGAACUGAACACUCCGCUACUAGCACACUUGAUCUUCGUCGCCGCGAGACUGAAACUCAUCGUCUACCGCAACCUAGGACAGAUGCGAGAACCCAUGUUCGACACGCUAAUGCAUGCGCUGAAUAUGUGCGGACGGAGAUGGGUUCUGGCACGCCGACUGGACGUCGUCCUGCGAGCUGCCAUCGUCCAACUUGACACCAAGGCCAUCGUUGACAAUGGUGGCGCUGGGAGUGUAAACAUGAGUGGAAGUGGUAUGAGCACCGGGGCCUCCGCCGCUCUUCCCCUCGCCUUCUGGGACGCGAGGAAGAGCCACCUCGAUCUCAGCGAGGAGCUCAAGGAGUGGUGCUCGAGUUACAAGGACUCCUUGUUCAUUGGCGCCUUGAACGGCCCGUACUGU
Exophiala aquamarina CBS 119918 is the source of this 1626-nucleotide messenger RNA. RefSeq lists its product as uncharacterized. Gene Ontology annotation, biological process: DNA-templated transcription. Gene Ontology annotation, molecular function: zinc ion binding; DNA binding. The transcript has a single exon. The annotation marks the transcript as partial. Lineage: Eukaryota; Fungi; Ascomycota; Eurotiomycetes; Chaetothyriales; Herpotrichiellaceae. Gene Ontology annotation, cellular component: nucleus. The record is from RefSeq and is a predicted model, not a curated record.